Lentinula edodes (shiitake mushroom) is the source of this 480-nucleotide messenger RNA. RefSeq lists its product as uncharacterized. NCBI's taxonomy places the organism in Eukaryota, Fungi, Basidiomycota, Agaricomycetes, Agaricales, Omphalotaceae. Bases 1 to 480 code for a protein of 159 amino acids. The transcript has 6 exons. The record is from RefSeq and is a predicted model, not a curated record.
AUGACUUCCGUUAUUGUCCCUCAAAUGCUCUCGACCUCUCUUCCCCAGUCUCUAGAGCUUGAUUCCAAGGCCAUGAAGCCUUACCAUGAGCUUCAGUGCCUUGAGGAUGCAGUACAGGCUUUCACUCAGGUUCUUGUACAAUCGGGACGUUCUACAGUACGGCUACACUGUAGUAUCCCAACUUGGAGUGCUGAAUCGAAUCUAUGUCUCGACCUCCACGACUUGAAUCACUUGAGGUCCAAGUCCCUUAUGCUUAUUCACGACUUGGUCAAUUCUCUUCGGUCGUCGGGAAUUUUCGCGACCUACUAUCUUGCUCCUGCCCAUUCACCAAUGUGUCUCGUUUGUGCGUCGUCUCCAGGUUUUGACGCCUCGCGAAUCAAUACGCGUGCUGUUACCAUGCUACAAAAUGCAAAACUCGACAUCGGGGAGCAUGUGCUGCUCGCUGACUUAGAACGUUGCUCCAGUCUUAUCAUCUGCUAG